UACACGGACUCUACCUCAGUCUCACUUGGAAUCUCAUAGAGCAUCUAUCUCAGUCCCCCUCUCUGCUGACCCACUCUGGCCCCCAGCCUGCUUGCCCCACUCAGCUCCUCACUGGUACAUUACCCGGGUCUGUGCGCAAAAACCGAAUUUCUCAAACAUGGGGACUCACUCCGAACCUCAAACAGAAUCCAACCCGAUCAGCCUGAGAAAGGUAUCUAAACCUUUGAUGGAAAAGAAAAGAAGAGCAAGGAUCAAUGUAUCUCUGGAGCAACUCAAAGGCCUUCUAGAAAAGAACUACUCCCAAAAUAUUCGGAAGCGCAAGUUGGAGAAAGCAGACAUUCUUGAAUUGACUGUAAAAUAUCUGAAAACCCUUCAGAAUUCCAUUCAAGGAAAUCCACUGUACAGAAGUACUGAGUACCAAGCUGGAUUCCGAAACUGCCUUAAUGGAGUGAACCAAUUCCUGUUGAGAGCGGAUGAGUCAGGCCAAGCCGCCCACCUUACCCAAGACAUUGCCCGGGCAUUGCCGGCAGUAAAUACAUCUUAUUUCAGCACUAAGGACAGCGCCUCACCCCCAGCCAACACCACUCCUUACACACAGAUUUUGGCUGGAAAAAUGGGCAACUCAGUCACUGGGACCCAAACGACCAAGCGCAGGAUCGCACCAUCUGACUGUCAGUUACCUACUGACCGAUCCUCAGGACAUUUAGCAAUUCAGGGCCAUGGGCUGGUGGCACCUAGUAGCAACGGAGCCAUUAACCAAGACGUGUGGAGACCAUGGUGAACUCCUUGUUUUGAAACAAUUCAAAUAGCUCUAAGCUCUAACAGAGCUGAAUACAGGUUGUUCUUUAUAAGAAUGGAUUCUGGUAUAUACUAUGUAUAUGGAUCUUUUAAUUAUAUAUAUAUAUAUAUAGAUAGAUAGAUAUAUGCGCAAAAUGUACUUUGUUUAUACAAAUAAAUACUAUAUUUUAUCGUGUAAUAUGCUUUCUUUCCUUAAUAAAAC
Xenopus tropicalis (tropical clawed frog) is the source of this 1000-nucleotide messenger RNA. It is a transcript of the gene hes3, whose product is annotated as hairy and enhancer of split 3. Gene Ontology annotation, biological process: negative regulation of transcription by RNA polymerase II. The record is from RefSeq and is a predicted model, not a curated record. The transcript is spliced from 4 exons. Bases 158 to 781 code for a protein of 207 amino acids. Gene Ontology annotation, molecular function: protein dimerization activity. NCBI's taxonomy places the organism in Eukaryota, Metazoa, Chordata, Amphibia, Anura, Pipidae. Gene Ontology annotation, cellular component: nucleus.